AUGAAGAUUUCCUUGCUCUGUUCUGGUGCAACGAAGGAGUUUGAGUUUCCAACUAACACAGGAAGUUCUAAACUCCACCUAGAUCUUUGUCAAAAGAUGGGCCUGAAGGCCUCCAGAACGCGUUUCUUUUGUAUACCCAAAGGAUCGUCUAGCGAUGCCGCAACUGAUGAAUCUCAGAAAACUGGGCGAGCUACACGUCAACGAAAGGUAUACAUUGAUCCUGAGAGCACCACAAAGCUUCUUUCAGAUUAUCUUGAGGAAGAACCCACAGAAUCAACAAUUCUUCAACUUGGCGUCAAGGACAUUGGACCCCAGUUCAGCUACCGAGGCGUGUUUUUGCUGGAGUACAUUGGUCCCCUGGUCAUAUGGGUUGUCGUGGCCAUGAACACGAAGAUGAAGACCUCCUUUACAAAUCUGGCUACUGUGAUGUGGGUUUUUCAUUAUGUGAAGAGGCUCUUUGAGACACUUUUUGUGCACACCUUUUCGAAUAAGACAAUGCCGCUGCGCAAUCUGAUAAGAAAUUGUGUCUACUAUUGGGGGUUUGCGUCUGCAAUAUCAUGGACAAUCUUGCAGAGCAACGUUCGAAUAAAUAUGAGUAUCAGGGAGAAAGUUGGGGAAUGGGAAGAUCUUUUGCGUGUUUUUCAAGACACCAAAGAUUAUACUCACAUUCUUCAACUUAGUAAGUCCAUUUCCAACCAUCUUCUUUAUGAGGUUAGUAUCAUGCCUGCAGCGCUCUUUUUCGUCUCAGAGCUUUGUAAUCUGUACUGCCACCUCAAGCUGCGAUAUUUACGACCCCCUGGCUCUCGCGAACACUUUCUGCCCCGUGGACUCCUUUUUGACAGGAUAACAUGUCCAAAUUAUACCACAGAGAUCCUCUCAUGGAUGUCCUUCGCCAUGUUUACCCGUUCCUGGGUGUGUGCUGUCUUCAAUGUUUGUGGGGCCGUCCAGAUGUAUAUCUGGGCUCGUCAAAAGCGUGCGCGACUUGCGACUCAGUUCCCCGAGGUGAAGAAAAGGUUCUGCAUUUUCCCCUUCCUCUAG
Molecule: messenger RNA, 1038 nt
Organism: Giardia duodenalis
Lineage: Eukaryota; Fornicata; Diplomonadida; Hexamitidae
Product: Synaptic glycoprotein SC2
Exons: 1
Coding region: 1-1038 (345 amino acids)
Biological process (GO): very long-chain fatty acid biosynthetic process
Molecular function (GO): oxidoreductase activity, acting on the CH-CH group of donors
Source: RefSeq, a predicted model, not a curated record